AAUCUUACAGCAAUCGCUGAUAUGCUUACAUUAAUUUUCAUCAACUUUUUCACUUUGACUCUCGAACAAGUUGAAAUAAGAUGGGAUCCAGUUUUUUCACCUCCAGUCAAUAUUCCAAGUGAUGCUAAUAAAAUCUAUAGUGUCCCGCUGAAUCAAUUGACCAGUGAACCAUUCAUUGCCUAUUUGUACAAGGAUGGAAAUAGAGUGACCAAUGGCUCGUUAGCAUCGGCCAAGAUAAAUAUAGCAACAAUACCAGAAUCAGGAACAGUGGACAAUUGGGUUAACAGUGGAGGUAGAGCUUGUCAAUGGACCCAUUUUCAAACAUCAACAUCUCCCGUUGACUAUCCACUUCGAUUGGCUCGCUAUCUCUUUUAUUUUCAGUGCGUGCCAGGCGGGGGAAGUUUUCUGAUUCCAACAAAAGCUAUAAAUGGAAAAAUAAUAACCGAUUAUGUUUAUCAUACUCAUCCUGCAGGGUUACUCCCACCUACGAAACGAAGGUUAAAAGUAAUAGCCCAUAUUCCUGGAGGAGGAACGGUAUCGGCAGUUUCCAACCCUUUUGUCAUAACAGCCGAAGCGUAUACGUUACGUUGGGUGAUACAACCCCCACAAACAAUCACUGCAAAUACAAAUUUCUCUCUUACAUUGGAAAUUGUCGAUAAAGCUGGUGAUAGGGUUACAACAGGUUUAGAUUCAACCGCCCAUAUUAUUUUAUCCGUUUCACAUCGACAUAAAAAGUUCUUCUAUAGUGGAGAUAGGAUGGAAUUACUCCAUUCGACCGAUGCUCGUUUGGUUGGUACUGAUAUAAGAAUGGAUAUGCUAACAUUUGAUAGUGUUGCAAAAAAACCAGCUGUUAACGGUCUUGUACACUUUAACGAUCUUCGAAUAUUAGAUGUCCAUUCGUCCUUAACGUUAAACGCAACCGUAACUAUGGCUAGGCAACCUUGGUGGAGGUCACCACGCAUCUAUAAAGACUUGAAAGCAAGUUAUACCUUUACGGAGAGCGGUAUUCAACUAUUUAGCUAUAACAAAUCUUAUGGAACUGAUCCUCCUGUUCUGAUUAGUAGGCCUAUAAAAGUUACUGCACAAAAGGCCGUUUCCUUAAAACUUUUAAAUAAGAAAGAAAUUCCUUUUAAGAUUUCAGCAAAUCUCCAAUUAGAACCGAAUCUUCCUCAAAUAGAAGUAAGAGAUUUAUCAGGAAAGCGUAUUUUCUCUGGUCCAGAUUCUGAAUUGGACGUUCGAAUUAUUAAGAAGCCUAAUACUGCUUGUAUAUCGAAGGACGCAUCUUUUAAAACAUUAAAUGGUAUUGGUUUAUUUAAAGGAUCGUUUUGUUCCCCUAUACAAUCCGUUCAAUUGGCAUUUGAAAUAACUAGUAAACUAUCCAAUCAAGUUAUUCAAUCAGAAUGGACAAAUAUUAUAAGUGUCACCAAUGAAUUUCAUAUUGCUUUGUUUAUUGAUUUAUUCCAUAGCGGAAAGUAUUCGGAUUUUCAACCACACGUAGAAUCAUUUGCAAGAUUUGCAUUAGAAGAUCUGAGAGAUAAACUUUACCCUGACUUAUUACCUGGUAGGAAGAUGGUAAUGAAAAGUUUCGAUACGAGUAGAGACGUUAAUACUGCCAUAAAACUCUAUCAGAAGAUGACGGAAAAUAGUAUAUCAAAACCUUAUGAGAAGAUCUUAGGUAUUAUUGGCUUUGGUUUGGAUCAACUUACAAUAAAACUUACUCCAUCUUUAAAUUCGGAUCAAAUGCCACUUUUGUCAACAACGGACAUAAGCAGUGACUUUAGCGAUAAAACUCUUUACCCUUAUUAUAAUAGAAUUUCCUAUCAUGAGGAUGUUAUUUUUCAAAGUAUUUUCCUAGCUAUGAAGGGAAGGAAAUGGAACAAAAUUGUUCUUGUUAGAUCUACUUCAAUGGAUUUGUCAAAGACAUUUUUUAAUAAAGCAAAGUUACACGGAAUUAUUAUUUCAGAUCAAGUUUUUAUACCUGAAAUAACAACUGCAGACUUCGUGCAGUGGAAAGAUGAAGUACUUAAAAGUACCAUGGAGAGAGUGAGAAACGCUGGAACUACACUUAUAUAUAUGCUUGUUCCUCCUCCAGCAAUGUACUUCGUUAUGAGAUCUGCUAUCACAUACAAAGUUGAUGGACUGCAUGGUUUCCAAUGGAUCUUUAGUGGAACAAAUGCUUGGGCAUUUCCCUUUAGUAACGAACCUCCAAUAUGUCAAAUUGUACUUAAGAUAAAAGCUUUAUUAAUGAUUGGUUUCAAUGGAGCUGUAUUAUUUACUUUUGUCAUGGAUUUAGAAGGUUUCACGAAACCCAAUCUGUUAAGAAUAUAUAAAAAGUACUUCAAUGUUGAUCGAAUAAAUUACCGAGGAAUCCCAACGUAUACUUUUCCAGAGGUUGCUUCACGAUUUGUUCUUGGUUAUGAUGCCGUAAUGGCAUAUGCCCGAGCAAUUACGAUUAUUCAAAAUGAACAAAAAACUGUUACUGGUGAAUAUCUAGCUCUUAAAAUGAGAGAUGUUAAGUUUGACGGAUUAUCUGGAGAUAUACGUUUUAAUAAACAUGGAAAUAGACCCGGAUUUCUGGGAGUAUUAGUAUCAAUCAAUGGUAGUGUUCCGUCCGAAUUAAAUCCCCAUCCUGCUUUAGCUGCCAAACUAUCAAGAUUUUUUACAUUGAGCGACGAAGAGUCAGAAGAUCAAAAGGAAAUUGAGGUUGAAGCAUAUUAUCCGCUAUACUUACAAGGAGUCCUUCUGAAUCCUAUGUUCACUCCAAUUGCAAAUGAGUCUUUUAUGAACUUGAGAAGAUAUCAAUCAGUAAGAGGAAUGUGGAGCAGAGAUUUGCAAAAGAUAGUCCUCCGCCCAUCUCAAACAGGCGAUCCGAGAGGCUCUGAGAUUAAAUCGGAAUAUGUAAUGGCUCCGUUCACCUGUUUGCAGGGUUGCGGAGGAAAUAGAACAGAUAUUGAGGACGUAACCAAAUUUGAAUUUGGAGAAUGCGUCAAUCAAGGUGAAUGUAAGUGUUCCAAGGGCUAUUAUGGUAAUGAUUGCAGUAAUAUUCUUUGUCACAACUGCAAAAAUGGUCGUUGUUUCGUUCCAAAUAUUUGUCAAUGCGAUUUAGGCUGGGAAGGUACUUAUUGCGACCAGGCUAUUUGCGAGGAUGGAUGUAACAAUGAAACUGGAUCCUGUAUUUCACCAAACAACUGCCAAUGCAUUUCAACAUAUAUUGGCUCAAGAUGUCACAUAUCACUUCUCGCCAUUACUAUACCAACAGUAAUUGGUGGAUUGAUACUAUUAACAGCAAUGUUUGUUUUAUCAAGAUGGAUAAGCAAAAGACAAGCCUAUCUAGCAGCGCUCAAAAAUCAAGAAUGGGUCGUUAAUUGGUCCGAACUUUUCGAAAAGUGCAGAACUCUAAAGGUUGAAGAAAUCCAAUACGAAAUCCUUGAAUUAAGGCAAUUACGUCAUAAGAAUUUAAUUUCAUUUGUCGGAGCUUGUCUAACUAGUCCAAACUGCGCUAUUCUAACAGAAAUUAUGGGGAAGGGAGCUUUGGAUGAUAUUUUAGCAAACGAUAGUAUUCAGUUGGGUUGGGAUUUUCGCUUUUCCAUCCUAAAGGAUAUUGCAAGAGGUAUGGAUGCUCUCCACAAAACUGCCAUCGGUUCACACGGAAGACUUAAAUCAUCAAAUUGUCUUAUCGACAAUAGAUGGACUUGUAAAAUUAGCGAUUAUGGUUGUCCAACUAUGAGAUUUAAUAGAACUGGAUCAGCAAGGAAAUCGGAAAUAGCGUCAGCAAAACACGCGCUUUUGUGGACAGCGCCUGAACUUUUGAAGCAAGUAAAAUAUCUUGAUGACGUAAAAAAAGGAACCAAAGAAGGAGACUAUUACUCGUUUGGUAUUCUACUGCAAGAAGUUUGUCUAAGAGAUGGACCUUUUGCACUAGAACUAGCCUAUCUUGAAGUCGAUACUAUAAUUGACACCUUGGCUAACGGAACCCUACCUGAAAAUAAAACUGCAAAAGAGAAUUGGUUAAAUACUGCAUCAAAGCAUGAGCAACCUAUUGACUUUUUUCGAUCUCUUGUUCUUCUUGAGAGCCUACCAGAUAAAGCCAGCGUAAAAAAAUCAUUGCUGAACUUGAAAGCUAAUACUCUAAGGGAAAAUCCUAGCGAAAGAGCGGAUUUUAGAUCAAUACUUCAUCAAUUAAAUAGUAUGAAUCCAGUUAGAGGGGAAUUAAUUGAUAAUCUGGUCAGCAUGUUGGAGAGAUACUCUUCCAACUUGGAAUCGAUUGUCGCCGAAAGAACGAAAGAAUUACAACUUGAAAAAGCUAAAACGGAAGAGCUCAUCAGUCAAAUGUUGCCUAAACAGGUUGCAGAUAAUCUUAAAAAUGGAUUACCAGUUGAACCUGAAACAUUUGCAAUGGUUACCAUCUUUUUUAGUGAUAUUGUUGGUUUCACUUCCAUUGCUCGUGAUAGUACUCCGCUACAAGUUGUUGACUUAUUAAAUGACUUAUACACAUGCUUCGACGCUAUACUAGACAAUUACGACGUCUACAAAGUGGAAACAAUUGGAGAUGCUUACAUGGUUGUCUCUGGAUUACCCGAACGUAAUGGGAACCGUCAUGCAGGAGAAAUUGCAACCAUGUCAUUACAUCUACUGUCUGCUAUGUGCUCUUUUAGGAUAAGACACAUGACCGAGAGAACAUUACAAUUGAGAGUCGGCAUGCACUCAGGAAGUGUUGUUGCCGGAGUUGUUGGACUUAAAAUGCCUCGAUAUUGUCUAUUCGGAGAUACAGUUAAUACCGCUAGUCGGAUGGAGUCUUCUUCAAUGGCGCUUCGAGUUCAUAUGAGCGAAUCGACUGCAAAGAUUCUUUUAGACGAACUUGGUGGCUUUGAAUUGGCUUGCAGAGGACAAAGAGAGGUUAAAGGAAAAGGCAAUAUGACUACUUAUUGGCUAAUCGGAAAAGAUGGAUUUGACUUACCACUCCCAUCACUAUCCUUAGCUGCUUCGGAAGCAGAGCACGAAUUCAAGUAA
Dimorphilus gyrociliatus is the source of this 5010-nucleotide messenger RNA. NCBI's taxonomy places the organism in Eukaryota, Metazoa, Annelida, Polychaeta, Dinophilidae. The record is from the annotation of a GenBank genome assembly.